AUGGUUGUUACACGUGCUGGAAGUGUUCGAAACCAGAAGAAUGAUGAAGGAAUGGAGAAGACUUCGGAAGCCGAAGACAAUCAUCCAGCUCCCUUGGGCCAACCUCAGAACAAAGUUACUCUCAUGGUUGCCCCUCCUCAGCGUCGUCUCGCUAGGAAUGGUCAAGUUCAGGCUCCUAAUCGUCUCUCAUGGAUGGGACCCGCUGAAGUCAGGGGCGAACUCCCAGUCAUUGACCUCAAACACACGACCAUUCCGAUUGCUGAUGAAGCUAACCACGACAUGACAAUUGUCAUCACUUUUCAUCACCACCGGGUUAGGUACCUUGUAUCCAAGAAUAUUUUAUCCCUCUCCUCUCCAACAGUCAACCAAUUACUUCAAACCAAUGUUCAGCUCGAACUUAUCCCCGGUGUCGAUAUGGGACAACCACACGAAAUCAACGAGUAUACGAUGCACCUAAACGGCAAUCCGAAGGCCAUGCAAGCAGUUCUCAUGAUGCUCCACCUCAAGGGGUUUGAUGACUUGUUCAACAUCAGCUUCGAGCUCUUCACCGAGAUCGCUAUCCUCUGCGCCAGGUAUGGAUGGCAGGAUGCCCUCCGACCAUGGGUCCGUAAUUGGUUGGACAGGUUCAUCAAAAACAUCCUCAAACCAGGUCACGAAAACUGGCUGUACACAUCUAAGGUCUUCAAGUGUGAGAAGAGGGUCGACGAAUUGAUCUCAACCUUGGCAAAUGAAGUAUCUACUCCCAGUGAGUGUGGUAUCUUCAUUUUCCGCCGAGAGAAGCGUAUCUCAAAAGCCCUUUGGCCAGCCAGCACUACUGACCAGAUUAUGCAACUCCGAAAUGCCGAGGUCGCGAGGUUGACCGCCGCCCUAAGAGCCCUCGUGAACACCUUGAAGAACGAUCCCGCGGAAUGUCGCCGCCUCUGUCCUUCCGACAACUGUGUCAACCAUGCACUCGGCUCACUCGUCCGCUCGGUCCAGCAAAAUAAUCUUUCAACCCUCCUGGAUGACUAUAACGGCUGGCCAGGUUCCGUAGUUGCCCUCAGGAACAACUUGUGUGCCAUCAACUAUGACACCCUGGACAAACUAACUGUUAAUCAUACUUGUGCCUUGAAUCUUCUCAGAGAGAGGUUCAUGUUCUUGGUUAUGGCCGGUGUCGAAAAGGAGGAUGGGGAUGCUAAAUCUCCAUCGGACAACCAACCUUUCUCCAUUUCUUAA
Messenger RNA from Orbilia oligospora ATCC 24927, 1215 nucleotides. RefSeq lists its product as uncharacterized. The coding region runs from base 1 to 1215 and encodes 404 amino acids. Lineage: Eukaryota; Fungi; Ascomycota; Orbiliomycetes; Orbiliales; Orbiliaceae. The record is from RefSeq and is a predicted model, not a curated record. The transcript is spliced from 2 exons.